CUGCACUACAGAGACACCGGUCCAAUUAUUUGCUAUUGACUUCUCUGGAAAAGAAUGAACAUGCAAACUGUCCCUCGGGCUUUUUGGUUCUCGUUGAAGAGAAAGGGAAAACUAUAUCCUCCUUGACGGUUGCCAUGGAAGGUCAUUACAAUCGCCAUGUGGAAAGCUUUAGAGAGAAAGAGUAUCCUAUGCUCAAAGGUAUGUGCAAGACAAGGAUAUCGAGCAAACAAUUCUGCUAACGCAACAAGCAGAUGCCAUCUACCUUGAUCAUGCCGGGACGACUCUUUGCUCAAAGUCACUGAUGGAGAGAUUCACAGCAGAUAUGAUGUCGAAUCUCUACGGCAACCCCCACUCCGCCUCUCCUUCCUCGCAAUUGUCCACCUCUCGGAUUGAGGACACUCGCUUGAAGGUUCUUCAAUACUUCAGAGCUGACCCAGAACACUUUCAUGUGGUGUUUGUCGCAAACGCAACUGCUGGAAUCAAGUUGGUCAUGGAAGCUUUGCGAGCCCUGGAUGGGGGGUUCAGUUAUACAUACCACAUGGACUCGCAUACGAGUUUAGUUGGUGUACGAGAGGGGGCUAUUGCAAGCUAUUGUUUGGACGACGGAGAAGUCGAAAACUGGCUAUCGGGAAAUGCCAAUAAUGAAAGCGCACCCGUAGCAACCAGACUUUUUGCAUAUCCAGCACAGUCAAACCUUGAUGGACGUCGACUCCCUCUAUCAUGGGCACAGAGAGUGAAAUCCCUGUGUUCUCCGACGAAAUCAACGAUAUACACCUUAUUGGAUGCCUCUGCAUUAGUUUCCACCGCUCAGCUGGAUCUUAAUGAUAUCGAUAAAGCUCCCGACUUUACAGUAUUGAGCUUCUACAAGAUCUUUGGCUUUCCAGAUCUAGGGGCUUUGGUUGUUCGAAAAGACUCCGGUGCCAUCCUUCAAAAACGAAAGUACUUUGGAGGAGGUACUGUCGAUGUCGUACUAUCCGUCAAAGAACAAUGGCAUGCCCUGAAAGGGCAAUCUCUACACGAAAGCCUCGAGGAUGGAACUCUACCAUUCCACAGUAUCAUGGCGCUGAGCUCCGCAAUUGAUGUCCACGCCGACCUAUAUGGCUCCAUGGAUCGCAUUGCAAAGCACACAUCUUUUCUCGCACAAAAACUCUAUACCGGCUUAAAGGCCUUGAAACAUGCCAAUUCCUUGCCCGUAUGCGUGGUCUACUCAAAAGGAGAUGCCUUCGAGGAGAAUAUGCAAGGCCCAGUCGUUGCUUUUAACAUCCAGAAUAGUCAAGGUGCUUGGGUCAGUAAUGUGGAAUUUGAGAGACUGGCAUCCAUCCGAAAUUUUCAUAUUCGAAGCGGGGGACUUUGUAAUCCUGGAGGGGUUGCCAACUUUCUGGAUCUUGAGCCGUGGGAAAUGAGGCGCAACUUCUCAGCAGGUUUUAGGUGUGGAGUAGAGAGUGACAUUUACGCUGGCAAGAUCACUGGCAUUAUCCGAGCAAGUGUAGGAGCCAUGAGUACUGUCGGUGAUGUGGAGGCUUUCGUUUCGUUUGUGAAGGAGUUUUAUGUAGAGAACAAACCGGCUCACUAUAAGUUGAAACUCAAAACAGAAACGAAAGCUUCCAAUCAUUUGUUUGUAGAAAGCCUUACAAUUUACCCCAUCAAAAGCUGUGGGGGUUACAGUAUUCCUGCAAGUGCCAACUGGGAAAUCAGACCGGAAGGCCUGGCUUGGGAUAGGGAAUGGUGUCUGGUUCACCAAGGAACGGGCCAAGCUUUAAGCCAGAAGAGGUAUCCCAAAAUGUCACUUAUACGCCCUACACUUGACUUCGACCAAGGUCUACUACACAUCGAAUGCCAAAACGGACCAACAUCUGAACCACAAAAGACUUCCAUCCCUCUGUCGGCUCACCCUACAUUUUGUAGUCCAGGGACUGGCAAUAAACUUCUGUCAUCGCGUGUAUGUGGGGACAACAUCAUCGCACAAACAUACAAUAGCGCGAUCAGCGACUUCUUCACCCGAGUCCUAGAAGUGCCAUGUACUCUCGCAAGAUUUCCAGCAGGGGGUUCGGGAUUUGGAUCAAGACAUUCAAAGGCGCACAUGCAGAAACAUCAACGGCUUAAAAACGACCACCCAAAUAUGGGAUCGAUCCCUGGAGCAUACCAAUCAACCAUAACACCCCUUGACUCUGACUGCGAAGUCACUCCCAGACCCAUUCUUCUCUCGAAUGAAAGUCCAAUACUUUCAAUCAAUAAAUCAAGUCUUAACGCAUUAAACAAAGCCAUCAUUGAGACAGGCGGUAGCCCUGCUGCCGCAGCAGUCUUCCGAGCAAAUAUUGUCAUUGCUUCUAAAUCUCCCGAAACCGAGAAACCAUACGAUGAAGAUCAUUGGACGAGAGUACGGAUUGGCCAACAAGAUUUCCAAAUGCUGGGCUCUUGUCGGAGGUGCCAUAUGAUUUGUAUCAAUCAGGAUACUGCUGAGAAGGAUGAGGAGCCUUUUGUGACUCUGGCUAAGACGAGGAGAUUCGAUUCAAAGGUCUUCUUUGGGAGUCAUAUGUGUCAUGUCCCUGAUAUGUUGGGGACGAAAGACAGCCAGUUUCCUACUAUCAGGGUGGGUGAUGUUGUCAGUGUCGAUGUCGCGAAGGAGAUUUGA
Hymenoscyphus albidus is the source of this 2632-nucleotide messenger RNA. NCBI's taxonomy places the organism in Eukaryota, Fungi, Ascomycota, Leotiomycetes, Helotiales, Helotiaceae. The record is from the annotation of a GenBank genome assembly.